AUGGCCUGGUCUCGUGCGCGCCCGGCGUGUCCGGCGUGGUGUGCCGUCGCGGUGCUCGCGGUGAUCCUUUACAGAGCCAUUGAUGGCUGCACAGAAGUGUUUCUGUCUCCACCCAGACAAAAGGCCGUGAACGGGGCGGCUGGAGCCUCCGGAGCUUUGCUGGGCUUGGGUGCAGCCGCUCCGGCAGCACAUGCUUUCGAGAUGCCGAACCUGGGGCAAUUCUUCAGCACUGUCUGGAGAGUCGUGUCUACAGGGAGUGACGAGGUCUACGAUCCUACCACGGAGGAGGGUGCCAAGGCUCUGGGCCUGGCGGUCCCUCUGCCAAAGGAUGGUUUCGGCGAGGUCACGCAAGAUGACGUUCUGCCCUUCGCCUUGUUCUUGCUGGCGUUGGUUGCCUGGGGCCUUUUGGUGGUCCCUAGCAACAUGGAUCGCAGCGACGGGGCGAAGUCGGUUCUGUUCCCUUCCCAAGUCCCUAAGUUACAGGAAAGUUCGGUGUUCGGAUUGCAGCUUCUGGCUUCGAGCUCGCCCCCCCCCGUCCCCGUUUUCUUUGGGCAGCGACAAUGGUCCUGCCCCAUGAUCCUCUAUGACAACAAGAGUAUCUUAUCCCUCUCUUGCAAAUACCAUGGCAGCGUCUUCCCGAAGGCGACCUUGAUAGCUCUUCCUUUCGUCAUCGCAGUCAUAGUCCUGAAAGCCCUGGUUCAAGCCGAGCAGAUCAGUCUCGAUGAUCUUGAUUUGAUCACAGACGGCUCUGUGUACGGUGCCUUUAGCUUGGUCCUGAGCUUCACUUUGGUCUUUCGAUGUCAGCAAGCUUACCAGCGCUACAUUGAGUCUGCCAAAGCAAUGCACACCAUGAGCGCAGAAUGGAUCGACGCUUGCGGCAGCCUGCUCUCUUUCAGCAAAGCAUCUCACAGAUCUGACAGAGAAAAGGCGCAGUUUGAAGGCGUCAUGGUCCGAUUGUUUUGCCUUAUGCAUGCCUGUGCCAUGGAAGAUCUGUGCAACAAGGGAGAUCACUUCAAGCUGUUGGACAUCGAGGUGUUCUUGCCGGAAGACCUCAAGCUCCUCGAGCAGCCAGACGGAGCGAACACGCUGGAGAAUCCGAUAUCUAUGCAAAUCCAAUAUGUCUUCAUCUGGAUCAAAUACUUGAUCGUACAAGGUAUCCAGAGUGGUUUGUUGGACGUCCCUCCGCCGAUUCUCACGCGUGCCUACCAGGAGAUUGGCGCUGGAAUGGCUCAAUUCCACAACGCGCAGAUGAUCUCCAUGUGGCCCUUCCCCUUUCCCUACGCCCAGCUCAGCCUCUUCCUCUCAGUGCUUCACUUGUUUCUGAGCCCCAUCAUCAUGCUGAAGUACACAAGCAGUGUUUGGGCAUCAGCCCUCCUGACUUACAUCUCCAUCGUCUGCGUGAUGUCCCUGAACAUCAUCGGGGUGGAGCUGGAGAAUCCUUUUGGCGAGGACACGAACGAUCUACCUGCAGCAGAGACUCACGAGCAAUUCCGACACCAUAUCUUGCUCCUUGCCGACCCGGGGGCGUGGCAGGUUCCCAGGACGAAGGAUAGCUUUAGCACUGGCUUCGAGCAGUUGCGGAACGCCUCCGGUCGGCGGGUGAGCUUGAAGCAGCACCUCAACAGCACCGCCCAUCUGGAUUCGGACCUGGCGAAGGACAUGAAGGCCACGGACACUGCGGGCGAGGCGAACGGGCCAGGGCCGCAGAACCCGCAAACAAGUCCGAAAAGCCACGGCCACGACCCCGGCCACGGGCAGAGCCCUCACGGAGGUCAGCACUUUGCUGCGGACCCAAAGCAGGUCGAGAUUCUGGAACGCUGGCUCAGCAGACAAUCUUCGAUGUUAGAAAGCUUCCUGACAAAGCAGCAGGCCCUCAUGGAACAGAUGCUCAGGUUCCGCAAUGUUGAGGUGAAGGCUUCGAACGGGCCCUCGGUCUUCACUCCCGAGGGCUGCUGCUCCAUCAGCGCGAUGCGACCCAGGCCUCUGGUUUGA
Symbiodinium necroappetens is the source of this 1992-nucleotide messenger RNA. NCBI's taxonomy places the organism in Eukaryota, Dinophyceae, Suessiales, Symbiodiniaceae. The record is from the annotation of a GenBank genome assembly.